ACAAAAGGAAAGAGCUAAAAAACAAUAUAAAGAGGAAACGAUAAAAUGGUCAUCAAUAUUCUAAUAAACAAUAAACACUGGAUUUCUUGCGAAGACCAAAUCAGUUACCAUCAACUAUGUGGUAGAAUAGAGAAUUCCACGAAUUUGCUUCCCGAAGAUUACUACCUUCUUUGCAAUGGAAAACCGUUGCUGGGAGCCCAGCCAGGAGGUGAUGUCCAUUGCAUACUGCGGCAGUUGGGCGGUAAGGGCGGAUUCGGUUCCAUGCUCCGAGCUAUUGGCGCGCAAAUCGAGAAGACCACAAAUCGAGAGGCCUGCCGGGAUCUCAGUGGACGUCGCUUGCGGGACAUCAACGAGGAGAAGCGGGUCCGUGCUUGGCUGGAGAAGCAAGGUGAAAGGGAGCGUGAGGCCGAGGAAAGAAAGAAGCGUAAAAUUGAGAAGCUCCUGGCCGUGCCCAAGCAUGAGUUUAAGGACGAUGAGUACGAGGAAGCUAGGGCCAAUCUUACCGAGAAGGUAAACGAUGCCUUCGAAGAGGGACUCAAACAGGCCGAGGAGAUAAAGGAAAAGCAGGAUGUGGACCCUUCAACCAGCGGAACCAAACGCAAAGCUACCACAGAGGACAAGAGCAAGGCCAAGAAAAAGAAGAAAGGAACCCUUUGGAUAGGCGACGAAAUCUCCGGAUCGGACUCGGACUCAGAAAGUAGUGAGGAAGAACCAGAGGCUACCAAAAAAGCUGUACAAAACUAAUAGAAUAUGUUUCUUUUUAAAUUUUUCUUAAAUGUAUUUGCUUUUUCAAAUAGUUGUUUGAAUCUGACCUUAAAAAUUCGAUUCUAUACCUUAAUUGCAUUUAAAAUUUGAAUGAUUUAGCUUUAAUAUUAAGCACUAGGAAGAUUUAUAAUUAGUUGUAUAAAUAAACGAUUGAAUGACAAACGGGAA
Drosophila ananassae is the source of this 933-nucleotide messenger RNA. Its product is annotated as replication stress response regulator SDE2. NCBI's taxonomy places the organism in Eukaryota, Metazoa, Arthropoda, Insecta, Diptera, Drosophilidae. Gene Ontology annotation, cellular component: nucleus. The record is from RefSeq and is a predicted model, not a curated record. The transcript is spliced from 2 exons. The coding region runs from base 46 to 744 and encodes 232 amino acids.